AUGCUUGCCCGUGCCUUGGUUAUUGCCGUCUCUGCUAUCGGCGCCCUGGCUGCUGAUGCAGUAUUCAACCCCCCAAAAACAGAACUCUUCCUGAGCAUUGCCUACCAGGUUGGCAUACCCGUCAACACGACCACACCAAGUGGUGUUGUUGGGACUGUCCCGGUCCGAGGUGGCGAUAUCAAGGGCAGCCUGUUCAACGGCUACAUUGUUCCCAAUCUCACUUCCUCGGUCGAGAAAUAUCAGCCGGUGGUUAACAAUGUAGUGACUACCGUGAGUCUCCCAACACAUUCGAGUGGUAGAUUAGAGGUUAUUGUUGCUGAUCUGUCUUCAAAGAGCUAUGAUGGACGCUUCGUCUUCGAGAAUAGCGCUGGGGAUCGCAUCUUUGCCGAAAUCCUUGGCUCGACAGCAUAUGGCAAGGACUUGCACGGUUUUGGAUAUGCGAAACUGGAGACAACCGCUCCUUGCCUGCAAUGGAUCAACACGGCAAUGUUCAUCGCGGAGUGGCAGGGUGUCUUUUACCGUGGUUCAGGCACCACAGUCGAGAUCUUCCAUGUCAACACGGGUGGCCGCGUUGACGGGCAGCCAAUCGAUGCUAUCCCCCCAUCCGCUGAUAUUUGA
This is a messenger RNA of Talaromyces rugulosus, 618 nucleotides long. RefSeq lists its product as uncharacterized. The transcript has 2 exons. Bases 1 to 618 code for a protein of 205 amino acids. NCBI's taxonomy places the organism in Eukaryota, Fungi, Ascomycota, Eurotiomycetes, Eurotiales, Trichocomaceae. The record is from RefSeq and is a predicted model, not a curated record.